CAUCACAAACGUCAAAUUCAAGGUUAUAUGCAAGCAGUGCUUCGCUAUAACCAAUAGUUUUGAUAACAAAGCUUAAUAACAUGGGAACUGCAGUGUACCAUCUACUAUUUAAUCAUUAUUCUUCCUAACUUGCUCUCAGCUAAGAAAAAUGGCAUUUUGGAAACUCUUUCGAAAGUUUCGCUUGGCAGCCCUGCUUGAAGCGUCUGUUCGUGGUACACGUGGUUUAGUAAGUGCUGAAGAGCUGGUAACGUUAUUUUGUGGUCAAAUUUCAGGUGUUGGUCGUGCAUAUACUGCAUUUGUGAGACACACGUAGGCAUUGGCCGAUAUUUAAUUAUUAUGAAUCAACUGAAAGAAGGCUGGUUUAGUGAGCUGUGUACCCUGUGGCCAGGCUUUUGCCUUUCGUUGGAAGUAGACAAGGUUUUACAUUCGGAACGUUCUGAGUAUCAGGAUAUCCUUGUGUUACAAACGAAGUCCCAUGGCCGAGCCCUUAUACUGGAUGGCAUUAUCCAGUGCACGGAGUUUGAUGAGUUUGCAUAUCAGGAAAUGAUUGCAUUUCUACCAUUGUGCAGUCACGUAUCCCCUAAAAAGGUUUUGAUCGUUGGUGGUGGAGAUGGAGGUGUGGCACGAGAAGUUGCCAAGCAUCCUUCUGUAGAGUCGAUCGUCCAAGUUGAAAUAGACCCUAAGGUUUUAGAGGUAUCCAAGCAAUUUUUGCCUUUCAUGGGGCAAGGCCUGUCUCAUCCAAAACUAAAAAUACACAUUGGUGAUGGAUUUAAAUUUAUGGCAGACCAUGAAGAAGAGUUUGAUAUCAUAAUAACUGAUUCUUCUGACCCUGUUGGUCCUGCUGUGUCCUUAUUUCAACAGGAAUAUUUUGAACUUAUGUACAAGGCCUUAAAACCAGAUGGUAUUGUUUGUUCGCAAGCAGGUACUGUGUGGACAAAUAUAGACUGCCUUGCCAAAACACUGGAUCACUGUAGGAAUGUGUUUGAAACAGCAGCUUGUGCCACUGUAUCAGUUCCUACAUAUCCAACUGGUCAGAUUAGUUUUGUCAUUGGAGGACGCAGUCCGGUUGUAAACUUCAAGGAGCCAUUACGAAUAUUUUCCAACCAAGAAUUGGAUGAUCUUGGUCUAAGGUACUACUCACCUGAAGCACAUCGUACAGCUUUUGUGUUACCUCGCUUUGCUCAAAAGGUGUUGGAGCCGAUAUGUACAAAAAAAGAAUAGGAAUAAAUGUUGUUUAAGAAAGGGCUAGACAUUCCUCUAUAAACAUCUGCAUUGCUAAUACUCAGUGUUGUAAGGUUCAUCCAGUCCUACACUCACUGGAAAAUAUUUUUUUAAUCAUGUGAAAUGUGGUGUCAGAUCUGUGUCGUGUUUGUGUACUUACUAGAAAUAAAAUUUUUAUUUAAACUUU
Messenger RNA from Schistocerca piceifrons (Central American locust), 1408 nucleotides. RefSeq names its product spermidine synthase (gene SpdS). NCBI's taxonomy places the organism in Eukaryota, Metazoa, Arthropoda, Insecta, Orthoptera, Acrididae. The record is from RefSeq and is a predicted model, not a curated record. Gene Ontology annotation, molecular function: spermidine synthase activity. Gene Ontology annotation, cellular component: cytosol. Gene Ontology annotation, biological process: spermidine biosynthetic process. Bases 337 to 1221 code for a protein of 294 amino acids. The transcript has 6 exons.